UGCUUUUGGGUGUGGCUUUUGUUGGCACAAGGCGAUAUGCACUAUGGCGACCUCGCUUCACAUAUAUGCCAACCUAGUCUGGCGAGGAGGGUCCGAUGAGUCUCGGAUAAAGCGACUCGCAGCGUCAAAGCUAUUAACUGUGCCACACUAUAGACUUCCCCUUCAAGAGCUUUCUACCGUACUGGAGUCAAGCCUUGCCUCUGGCGUGCCUGGAGAGCUUGUUGCGGCCGAACAUCUUGUCUCUAUCUUAUCUGCAGAUCGCUGCUUUUCUUUUGGUGAAAUCACAGGCAAUGUGCUUGUGGAUGCAGCAGCACUCCUAGGUGCCGGCAAAGCUAGCUUAAAGGAGCUAAUUGAGCGAACAUGGUCCUGCGAUUCGCCAAGUUCAUGGGCCAAAAACAUGCUGG
Molecule: messenger RNA, 404 nt
Organism: Astrephomene gubernaculifera
Lineage: Eukaryota; Viridiplantae; Chlorophyta; Chlorophyceae; Chlamydomonadales; Astrephomenaceae
Source: the annotation of a GenBank genome assembly